CAGCAAUGAAUGGCGCUGAAUUUGAUUGGACUCGCCCUCCCGGUUUCAGCAACGAGACUUCCAGUAGAUCUCUCCACAGACGUGAAUACGAGUUUAUGAUCUCUCUGCUCUCUAUGGGGUGGGAGACCCCAUAAUAUGUAUUACUUGUCAUUUCACAAACUUGGAGGUACGAGAAGUUAAAAAAAAAAAUUUGUCAGCGUAGCGACCGACAGACAACACAAUAGGAUCAGAGAGAUGGAAGCUGCUUUGAAAGAAGUUUUUAAUGUGCAUAGAAACGUCGUACGCGAAUUGCGAGCACAGUUACAGAAGAAAACAGAUGAAAAGGACGAAAUGGAGAAAAGGCUUGAAAAGAAGUGUUUUCAACUUCAGUGUGAAAUACAGAACUUAAAAGAAAAGCAAUGCUUGUUGACAGCACUGACAGCAAGAUCUUUAACUGGUCCUCAGACUUCUGAGAACACUGUGACCAAUGAUACAUCCUUUAACACUUCACACUCUGUGCUAGAAAUACAAGUAAAACCCCAUGAACAGAUGUUAUCAGCCCUUGUGAAUCAUCAAAAACAUUUUCUGGUGGAUAAUUCGUUGGCUAAGGACAAACCCAAUAACAGCAAGAGUCCUGCUGAAUUCCAAAAGAAUAUGAACAGAGGAGAAAGUCAGCGGUCCUCCUCCCUCCAUAGUAGCGAUGGCUUCAAUGUGCACUCAUCCAACACGCAGCCUUAUUCUCUUAGCCAUAAAAAUCCUUUAGAUGGUGCUCCAUCAGGGAAUGCGUUCUUAGCAUCUGAUGAAAAUACAAAUGUACACCAGAAAAACACCCGCAUACAUGAUGAAGAAAAGAAAACUCUCCGAAGGAGACUGGUAGACAGUGGAUGUAAUAAUUCAGCUUCCCAUUUAACAUGUGAUUCAGAUGCAUCACAAACUGUGCAUUUAAAGAUGAAAAAUAAUGAAGUGACAGGAAAAGAAGGAGAAAUAAAUAUUUCAGUGGAGUCAGUGAAGCCAAUUAAAAAUGACUUGACAGCUAACAAAAUAUCCAGCGCUGGCUCCAAGCUUCGUUUGACACGUAGUCGGUGCAAAAGGCAACAUGAUAAGGAGAAUAUUCCAGACAGCAAAAGAUGCAAGGUGUCAUCUAUCAACAGCAAUUUUUUACAAGAGAAGAUACCACAGCCAGUAAACUCUUUGUCUGCACCACAGAUAAUGCGCAAUACAUCUGAUACAGCAAAUCAGAAAGGAUUUGAAGAAAAGGUUGCAACACAAACAAAAUGUGUACCACUAAUGCCUAGUAAAAAAGAACUUAAAAAGAAGGAAUCAUCCACUGAUAGCAAUAAGAGAAAAGUUUUAGUACGUAACUCAGAUCUUGUGUCUCAAGGUUUCAAGCCAGCCACAGUAGGUGAUGCAACUACUUUUACAGACUGUGAUGUAAUAAUUAUUCCAGAAACUGUAGCAGGGGAUUUAGAGAGUGAGGAUACAACUGUUGCUGCAGACUGUGAUAUAACAGUUAUUCCAGAAACUGUACCAGGGGAUUUAGAGAGUGAGGAUUCAAAUGUAAGCAAGAUUCAUGAUGUCCAAAGUGAAUAUGUUUUUGAAGGAAAAGAAGUUUCUAAAACAAAUGAUGGUUCAAGCUGCAGGUUUACACAGUAUGAUUCUGUGGAUCCCAACAAGCAAGUGGAUGGUACCACUGAAAGCAUUGUUUUUGAUCGAUCACAUUCGGUGUCAAAAUUGAAUAGGUUUCAAAAGGUCAUCUCUUGCUCUUCACUGGAUGUUAUUUCUCAAGAACCAAGACCGGUUAAACAAAGCUUGUCACUGGAUAUUAUUUCUCAAGAACCCAGACCAGUUAAACAAAGCAUACCAUUGGAUGUUAUUUCUCAAGAAUCCAGACUGGUUGAACAAAGCAUGUCACUGGAUGCUAUUUCUCAAGAACCCAGACAGGAAAUACAAAACUCUCCAGUGUUCUUAGGUCACAAACUUGAUGUGGAUGAUUCUCCUUCUCUCUUUGAUGCAGACCGUGAAGAGAAAAAGUCAUCUUUUCGGACUACUUGCUUGAACGUUGUAGCAAAUCAAAUAGAUCCAAAGUAUACUCCGCACACACAUUCACCAUUAACACCACAGAAAAGUCCUGAUUCACCUUUCCUGCUUAGACGUCCAUUGUGUAACAUCCAGAAUUGCCAAAAUUCUUUAAGCCUUCCCAGGCCUACAGAAUCUAUGAGUGACUCAUCUCCAUCCCAGUUUAAGUUUGGCCAUAGAAAAUUGACACUUGGAUUGUCUAAAGGAAAGACAAAGGUUUCUAAAGAGGACUGUCAUGAUGUGACUCUAGAUCCUAAUCUUCAUCAGUCAUUGCUAAAGGAUGUGACUCAAGAUAACUGCACAACUAAAACACCUCAUUGCAGCAUUCUGACAGCAAAUGCAGAGCAUCAUAAUAGUGAUUCGCCAGUGAGAGAUGCAACAUAUCUUAAUGACAGCUUUGAUGUAGUGCCAAGGAAGUCAAAACGGCCUGAGUAUGCAUACAAAGAAGUGGUUAGGAAAAAGGAUAAACGCAGACAAUUGAAUGGCUUCACUUGUCAAGAGUGCAUCAAGUACUAUUCCAGUAUUGGUCUCUCCAAAAAAGAAAUUGCUGUCAAAGCAAAUCAUUGCUCUAGACACCGGGCUUACUAUAACCUACCCCGCACACCAGAAAAUUUCUGGACUGUUGGCUUUCCAGACUCACAAGAAUGUGAAGAAAGAGGAUAUCAGAAGUGAGAGUGCAAGAUGUUCGAAAUUUGAUUUCCAUCAGGAUUCCUACAUUGUCUUGGGAAUGUGCUAAUCAUGAUUGCCAAGAGUGUGAAGAAUGUUUGAACUUGUUUAAAAAUGCAAACAUCUGUCCAUAAGUGCAAAUAUUUAAGUACACUGAGUGGCAUAGAAAAGUGUUUCAAUAUUUUGAGAGUUUUUGUAUGUUACAGAUUUAAUGUGAUGACUCAGUCUUCACUCAAACAAUGUACACAUAUAUUCAAGAAUAUAGAACAGCAUGUUAUAAUAUUUUAUAUUAAUGGUUUACAAAGGUACAAUUUUUUCCAGUUUUGUUUUUUUUUAUUGAGCUUUAAGUGCAAUAAAUGUUACUAGCACUAUAAAUGUUAAAUGGCAGAUACUUAAGUGCAAGGAUUUGAAUAUUCAAAUUUCUUACAUUUAAUAACACUAGUCUAAAUGA
Molecule: messenger RNA, 3172 nt
Organism: Pomacea canaliculata
Lineage: Eukaryota; Metazoa; Mollusca; Gastropoda; Architaenioglossa; Ampullariidae
Exons: 11
Coding region: 235-2727 (830 amino acids)
Biological process (GO): double-strand break repair via homologous recombination; DNA double-strand break processing involved in repair via single-strand annealing
Cellular component (GO): site of double-strand break
Molecular function (GO): double-stranded DNA binding; Y-form DNA binding; single-stranded DNA binding
Source: RefSeq, a predicted model, not a curated record